Molecule: messenger RNA, 204 nt
Organism: Schistosoma turkestanicum
Lineage: Eukaryota; Metazoa; Platyhelminthes; Trematoda; Strigeidida; Schistosomatidae
Source: the annotation of a GenBank genome assembly
AUGAAUGAAUAUUCGAAAAUUGAAAAGAUUCGUAUUUACAUUGGUACAUGGAAUGUGAAUGGUCGAAAUGAUGCAAAUGCAACGAUACAAUUAGAUAAUUGGCUUAAAUCAUCGGAUGAUGAUCAACCACCAGCUGAUAUUUAUGUAUUUGGGCUGAUCUCAUCUGAAAGAAAACCCCAUUUGAAACUAAUAAAGACGAGUUAA